UCGGUAACACUCUCACAAGUUGCAGUCGAACAAUUAGAAUUGCCAGCCUCAAAUACACAUUACAUCACCUUUGUAUUGGCAUUUCCUAUGGAUGUGUUUAACUUCAUUGCUUAACAAUAUGCCUACUUCUCUGUAUCAUCAUUACCAAUAGCUACAUAAUCUGUGCAUUAAGUUUUAAGCGAAUAACAUUAAUCAUUGUAAAAUAAGCAACCUUUAUUUGGAGUAUUUGGAUCCUUAUACAGUAAUCUAUUGCAAUCAAUGGAGUUUUUGGCUGAAACCACCUAUUCACACAAGAUAUAAUCUGAACAAUUAGAAGUACUUAAGGUAGAAUGGUAUGAACAUUGUUUAUUAUUUAUGUCGUUGUAUUAAUUGCACCAUGUUAAUUUAGUAGUAUUUGAUGUAGGCUUAUCCGAGGAUGUAUUGUCUAUAGGUAUUUUUGAGCAAUCAUUAGUAGAAAUACAGGAAUUAUUGAUGAAAUAACACCUUUUAGUUUUUGUGUAAGAUUCACAUUCAGUUUAGGUUGCCAUUUAAUCACAAGUGUAAUUGCUACAAUUACUAUCUUCCGAUUAAUAAUUGCAAAUAAAAUUGGAAUCGUCUUUAACAGCCUUACAAUAGGCUGUUUUCUCAGCAUUAUUAGCCCCUUAUGCCACAUAAUUAGAACAUAGAGUUUGGUCAAUGCAAGGAGAGUUUGCGUUUACGAAUCGACAUUUUGAAUGAUAAUUAUAGCAAUCCUGAUGUUUUGUAGCUUAAGUAUAAUCUGAGCAUUAUCUAGUGGCGCAGUUAUUCAUUCUGUUACAUUUUAAUCCAUUUCCUAAGAAAUUUGGACAAGUUUAGGAUGUUCCAAUGAAUUUAUCACAUGUAGUAUCUUUAGGUGUGCAUCCAAUUCCAUUAGAGAUGCAACCAUCUAAGAAAUUGAGACAUUAUUGAUCAGUGAGUCCAGGCUGAGUGUUAUCAACACAUUACUUAACUUUGCAUUGAGAAUUACUACUGUUAGUACUUAAUCCAUAACAUGGUUAGUUAUUUCCAAUAAAUGUAUUGCACUAUUAUUGAGUACCAUAAAAGGCAGUGCAAUCUGAAGUAUCUUUGACGCAAGAACUCAAACCAUUCCAGACACACCCUUUUAAGAAUUUACCGCAAUCUGUAUUAUUCGUUAAUCCAACUGCCAAAUUACAGGUUUUUGCAAUGCAACUGGUUGUAGAAAUAGCCCCACUAACAUUGUAACAUUAUUAUCUCUCAGUGCUAUUAGAAAUGUAUCCAGUGAAUUUGUU
Molecule: messenger RNA, 1268 nt
Organism: Paramecium octaurelia
Lineage: Eukaryota; Ciliophora; Oligohymenophorea; Peniculida; Parameciidae
Source: the annotation of a GenBank genome assembly